AUGGCGCCUAGAAUCGGUCAGAAGAAGAAUCGCCCUCUCAGCGGCAUGAGUCCUUGGACUGACGAUGAGCGCCGCGGUCUCAAGGUCCUCUUCGAGAAUCCGCACAUCCUCAACCCUAACAACAUAGCCAAUCAGAACAACUUCCAGCGCAUCUUCGCACAGGCGUUUCCAGCGAAGAGCGGCAAGGCGUUCAGGCACCUCUAUGACCAAUGGCAACCUCGCUUCACCAUCAGCAGGAGGACCGGCAAGCCGGAGCGUAGCAUGCGGUGGUUCGUGAUUGACCGUCCAAACCCCCGCGACCAAACACCAUACACCGCCCAAGAGCUCGCCGAUCUCACAAGGGUCGAGUCAUUGCUGCAGAAUGCCGCGACUGCUCUGGGUGUCUCGUGGACGGCGCAACCAUCCGCUCCUGCCGCCCCCACUGCUCCUGCCGCUCCUGCUGCGCCUACCGCACCUGUCGCGCCUGCUCGGCUUGCUGCCCCUGCCGCGCCUGCUCCACAGAAUGGCGGCGGACCAGAGGACGUGGACGACGACGUGAAUCUUGGGGAUCAAGACGCGCCUCAUGGUGAGCAGCAUGUUGGAGAGGAGAUUCAAGGUGAAGGGGAGGAGGACGCCUUGGAGGCAGGACAAGAACGGGAACAGCAGGAGGGCUACGGCGGAAGCAGCCACGAGGACAACGGAUACGAAAUCAGGGACGAGGUGAUGGCGGACUUCGGAUUGACAGAGGAGGAGCUGGAAGCGCAGGAAUACGAUCGUCAACAAGCCGCUAUGGAAGACGCGGUCAUGCAAGACGCUACUCAGCCAGCAGUCGAGCCAACCGAACGCAUCACACUCUACGUCAGCAAGCACAGAGUCCGUCUAUCUGCCAACAUCACCUUCAACGAAGCAGGCGGCGCGCAGCAUAUCAGCUUCAACCGUCCAGACACGGCAAGACAGAAGCUGCCCUACCUUCACGUCGUCAGAGACUGCGUUUGGAAUGGUGCUCGCGCUGCGUGGACAUCCCGUCGCAACAACAUCAACUACUACAUCAGACUCCCCGCGACUAGACUUUCUGCCUGUGCAGAGAGAUUCUUCGUUCCGCAGCGCAUCUACUUCGACGACGAUGCCGAGCUGAGCCCGGUCAUGGUAUGUCGGUACGAGGCGUGUAAGGUGUGCGAAGAGUACAGGCGCCAGUGGUCAGACUAUCAGGCAAGAUCUAUGGCCCUCGGUCUCCAAGGCUAA
This is a messenger RNA of Fulvia fulva, 1221 nucleotides long. RefSeq lists its product as uncharacterized. The coding region runs from base 1 to 1221 and encodes 406 amino acids. Lineage: Eukaryota; Fungi; Ascomycota; Dothideomycetes; Mycosphaerellales; Mycosphaerellaceae. The record is from RefSeq and is a predicted model, not a curated record. The transcript has a single exon.